Molecule: messenger RNA, 2604 nt
Organism: Oryzias melastigma (Indian medaka)
Lineage: Eukaryota; Metazoa; Chordata; Actinopteri; Beloniformes; Adrianichthyidae
Gene: pdlim5b
Product: PDZ and LIM domain 5b
Exons: 13
Coding region: 149-1981 (610 amino acids)
Biological process (GO): heart development; actin cytoskeleton organization; muscle structure development
Cellular component (GO): adherens junction; filamentous actin; stress fiber
Molecular function (GO): muscle alpha-actinin binding; actin binding
Source: RefSeq, a predicted model, not a curated record
CGGUGAGCCCUCCCACCCGCAGCGACGGGGGGGCUGGCUUAUAUGCGGAAGCCUCAGUUCCGCUCGGUAGAACUCUUCGAAACGGAACCCGCAGAACCGCAGUCCGCUUUCUUCAGCGCUAAAACAGCGUCUUCAGGCAAGGUGCAUCAUGAGCAGCAACUACAGUGUUUCCCUGGCCGGCCCUGCUCCGUGGGGCUUCAGGCUGCAGGGGGGAAAGGACUUCUGUAUGCCCCUCACCAUCUCCCGGCUUACUGAGGGGGGCAAAGCAGCCAAAGCCAAUGUGAGCAUUGGAGAUGUUAUCCUUUCCAUCAAUGGCAUUUCUACUGAAAGCAUGAAUCACCUUGAGGCCCAGAACAAGAUAAAAGCCUGCACAGGUGCCCUCAGCCUCACUCUCCAGAGAGUCUCUGCUGUUUCUAAAGAAGAAGUGCACAAGGAUGAACCUCAGGAGAUCAUAAAGCCUGUGCCGAUCACUCAGCCUGUGGCAAGCACCGCGUACACCAAGCCGCUAAGUCAGAACAGUCCUAUAUCCAACAAGACAGCUCGGCCGUUUGGAGGGAGCAGCGCCGGGUUUGGUGCUUCCUCCUCCCCAGCUUCCACCAAAGUCGCCUCCAUUCCCUCCGAGUCGUCAGCUUUCACCCCAGCCGCCCCCUCCCAACCACCUCACCCUCCCUUCCCACUCAAGUCCAGCCUCGCUCCAGAACCAGCUCCGGCAAAUUCAGUUCAGAAAAGCAGCCCCGGUCGCUCCGCUUUCACCUCCCCAUCUGCCUCUUCAUCAUCAUCUUCCUCCUCCUCUUCAGCCAGAGUGACACCCUCCCACCCUAAUGUCCCGCAGCCUUCUGUCUAUAACACACCCAUCAACCUGUACUCCAAUGCCAAUGCUUCUGAGGUGGCUAUGGGACAGAGGCGGGGCCUUCUGGAGAGUCAGGGGCUUUCUGAGCAUGUCAAUGGGAAGGCGGUUGUGGAGCCUGAGAUCCAUUCACCAGCUCUGAGUGACGCCAGCAAGAAGCGUGUGAUUGAAGACACCGAGGACUGGCACCCCCGAACGGGCACCUCACAAUCUCGGUCCUUCCGGAUCCUCGCCCAGAUCACCGGGACAGAGAAUGAGCAAACUUCAGAAAACGGUGGGAAAAAUGAGGCGGUUGACAAAACCAAGCCCACUGUGCACACCUCGCCUGCGGCGAAAACCUAUUCCAAGUCAGCAGCAGCCCCCAGGAACGGAAACAUCGCUGCUCCUACAUUUAAAAGUCCCGCAGCCCAGAGCAAACCCGCCUUCCAGCCUGGAGGUCUGCCAGGUCUUCAGAAGAUGGCUGCAGGUCCUUCCUUUGGCAAGGUUUCUGGUCCGGCUGCCAAAGGACCGGACCGCCCCACUCCACAGCCACACCCAGAGGACCUGAACUCUCUGGUGCAGCGGGCCGAGCACAUCCCAGCUGGAACACGCACACCAAUGUGCUGCAAGUGCAACAACGUCAUCAGGGGUCCAUUCCUUGUGGCCAUGGGCAUGUCCUGGCACCCAGAGGAAUUCAACUGUGCUCACUGCCGCUCCUCUCUGGUAGAAAGUGGAUUUGUAGAAGAGAAGGACAAAGUGUACUGCGUGCGCUGCUAUGAGCAAUUCUUUGCUCCGACAUGUGCCUACUGCCACCAGAAGAUCCUGGGGGAGAUCAUGAAUGCCUUAAAGCAGACCUGGCAUGUGUCCUGCUUCGUCUGCACAGCCUGCCAACAGCCAAUCAGGGGCAACACGUUUCACAUGGAGGAUGGACAGCCAUACUGUGAAAGAGACUACAACCUCCUGUUUGGCACCCCUUGCAAUGGUUGCCAAUACCCCAUUGAUGCAGGAGACCGGUUCCUUGAGGCUCUUGGACACAAGUGGCACGACAGCUGUUUUGUGUGUGUGGCGUGCUCCCAAAGUCUGGAAGGCCAGCCUUUCUUCUCCAAAAAAGACAAGCUUUUGUGCAAGAAGCAUGCACACACAUACAACAUCUAACAAGCGAAGGGAAAAUAUGUAGAAACUGAUCAGGUUUUUAAUAUUUUCUGAGAUGCCAAAACAAUUUCCUCUAGAUUUUUAUCAGUGUGCUGUUCUUACUUCUUAUUUUACUUCCUUAAAUAUUAGACAUUUCAGAUUUUAACACACGUUUUGGGGCUUUCUUCAUUGUGUUGAGCUCUUGCUCAUGAUGACCUACUGAACCCCCCUGAGGACACAGAAGAUGUUUGACUAAAGCCACUGCAGUUUUGAUAAUUUAACUUUAAGGAAAACAAAUAUUUAUUUGUAAACAAAGGUGAUCAAUAUGUUUUACUAUUAAAUGGGAAGUGUUUUUUAAAGUUUUAUGAUAUUUUAUCAUUCCCAACAAAUAAUAGUGGUUACAGAUGUGUGCUAAAUAUACAAGUUUUGUUUAAUUAUCAAAUUUAGAAGUAUUUUAAAGGAAAAAAAGUUUUAUUUUGUAAUGUCUGCUGAUUAUUUUAACUGGUUUAUGGUUUUGAAAUGUAUUAAUGGUCAUUUAAAUGAGAUGUUUUCAGUUUCCACUCCCUGGCUGUGCUGUACUGUACUGUUCUGCAUGUUUUUUGAUGCAAUUAUUCAAUAAACUUAAACAAUUUUUAUCUGUCAUCACA